AUGAACGGCUUUGGGAGUCUCGAGAUUUCGUCCGAAGCGGGCGGAAAUUCGUAUUACUCUCCCGCCUAUGGUGGCAACUCAUAUACCAGCACUAUUGUGUGGAUUGAAGCUCGCAAUGGCGAGCCUCACCAGCUGCAUGUUCAGGAAAUUCAGCAGGAUAUCAAUCAUGCGUUUCCACCAAGAGAAGAUUCUGAAAAUAGCUCUUCGCCUGAGAACAUGUCCUUUCCCCAACCUGUCUCCUGGGGUGAAGAGUGGCUAGGACAGAGCCAAUCGUUCGAUUCUCGUGCGCACAUUCACGGUUCGAUACUUCAGAGAAGUCAUGCAUUUGUUGGUCAGCUCGACCUCGUGAUUGUGGGCAUGGAAUUCGUUCUCAAGUGA
Molecule: messenger RNA, 378 nt
Organism: Rhinocladiella mackenziei CBS 650.93
Lineage: Eukaryota; Fungi; Ascomycota; Eurotiomycetes; Chaetothyriales; Herpotrichiellaceae
Exons: 2
Coding region: 1-378 (125 amino acids)
Source: RefSeq, a predicted model, not a curated record